Molecule: messenger RNA, 408 nt
Organism: Rhizoctonia solani
Lineage: Eukaryota; Fungi; Basidiomycota; Agaricomycetes; Cantharellales; Ceratobasidiaceae
Product: 50S ribosome-binding GTPase
Exons: 2
Coding region: 1-408 (135 amino acids)
Source: RefSeq, a predicted model, not a curated record
AUGCAAGUCGGAAACGGUUUGACGGAGUUUCUUGUCGAAGCAGUCGGAGGAACAAGCUUCCGACAUAUGAUGUUUAAAGCACUCUGUGGCCCCAAAGCGUUUAAAAAUGUGGUCUAUGUUACAAAUAUGUGGUCAAUCCACCCAACGGAAGAUGAAAUACUCCGCGAAGCCGAACUUCGCGAUGGAGUUCUUGGAACGCCUCUAGCCGAAGGUGCACAGAUGGCUCGUCAUACCAACACCCAAGAGUCGGCUCACAAUAUCAUUCGAAUGCUACUGGGAAAGGACCUUAUGGUUACAAAAAUACAGCGUCAGCUGGUGGUUGAGUCGCUCCCCCUGGAGAAAACAGACGUAGGGCUUGUGAUUGGGCAAGAUCUAGAAGACAAUCUUCGUAAACGACAAGAAGAAUGA